This is a messenger RNA of Eupeodes corollae, 931 nucleotides long. RefSeq lists its product as uncharacterized. The record is from RefSeq and is a predicted model, not a curated record. Bases 98 to 661 code for a protein of 187 amino acids. The transcript has 5 exons. Lineage: Eukaryota; Metazoa; Arthropoda; Insecta; Diptera; Syrphidae.
CGAAAUUGUGUUUCAGCCUCAAGUAUGUAAACUGUCAACAACAAUCUGAUUUUUUUGACGUUUUGAUAACCAUACAAACACGCAUAGACAAGCCACAAUGGAACGUUUAUCAUAUCAAGUUGCAGUUAAGAAAGCGCAACUCGUCGAAAGAAAUCCAAUGCCAAAUGGUGUGGGCAUCAUAGAUCCUAGUCGAGUAUCAAUGCAUGAUGCAAAUGAUAUUAUUUCAUUGGCAACACAAAUUCAACAAGCCGAUCAACAUCUCCAAUCGAAUGCUUGUGGAAAAUUAACUCUUAUCCUUGAUCAGAUAAAAAUGCUCCAAGCUCAAGCUGCUUCGAUUUUACAAGAAACCGAAGAAAGUCGCAUUCUACAUGGUGCCGCUUGUAAUUUCGCGAAAAAGCCUGGAACUAUCUAUCAUCUUUAUCAAAGGUCAUCGGGUCAACAUUAUUUUAGCAUGUUAUCUCCAGCAGAAUGGAAUGGAGCAUGCGAUCACAAGUUUGUUGGAAGCUAUCGGCUAGAAUUUGAUUCAAGCUGGACGCCUAUGGACAAGAUCGUAGAACGUGACGAAAAGAUGCAAUGGGCACAAAAAUGCCUUAAGGCUCCGUAUCCAGAGAAGCAUACUCAACUUUCCAUUGAAAGUACAUUUUUAGAGAAAAUGGAAUGAGGUUGAAGGGAGAGGAAGUGUGAUUAUAGAAAUAUUUUUAUUUUAUGCCUUUUUUCUAAGUUAGGACGAAAUUUAUAUUAAGCAUGAAUAACUUUUGUUUACAAGUUUUGAGAAAAUAUUCAUUGGAACAAAAAUCCAAAGCAAGUGAGACUUAACUGUGUCUAGAUACACCAAAAAUACCUAUUUGUUGCAAGUUCUCAAUUAACGAAAGCGAAUUAAACUUAUUUUGCUAAGAAUGUACCUCAAAUAAAUAUAAGCCUUGAAAAUGUU